AUGCCUUCUCGAAAAGCCUCGUGUUGCUUGCUGCUCCUCUUCCUGGCCGUCAGCACGUUUGCAAUGCCCAUAAAACGAAGGCGAAUUCCGUCAGUCAGCGCUGCCGAAGAACUAGCUCCAAAACCGAUCGAGCAAGCCAGCCGAGCUUUCGAGACGCUCUUAUCUCCAGCAUCGACGGAGGAAUCGCGUCUUUAUCAGACUCCUCCAGCCAACGUGGUGCCGCCGCGAAAUCAAGAAGGCUCGACCAGGCAACAGUUGGACUUGGCAUUGCCGCCCACCAAUCACAGACGAGUUCGUGAUCCUAUUGACAAGUCUCGUUCUGUUUAG
Ustilago hordei is the source of this 327-nucleotide messenger RNA. RefSeq lists its product as uncharacterized. The record is from RefSeq and is a predicted model, not a curated record. NCBI's taxonomy places the organism in Eukaryota, Fungi, Basidiomycota, Ustilaginomycetes, Ustilaginales, Ustilaginaceae. The transcript has a single exon. The coding region runs from base 1 to 327 and encodes 108 amino acids.